GGUCAUACCUGGACAGUUGGUUUGUUGGGUAUUGUUGGAGUAGGUCUCAGUCCAUACCGCACCGCCGCGCUGCCCGCCUUCUCAUUGUAACAUGAGCACCAAGGAGCGCGAGGGCGAGGCCCCCCGAGGGGCGGCGGAGGAGGAGCUCGCCCAGAAGGCGAUGGGGGACUACGGCAAGUGGCAGCUGGGCAUCAUCUUGCUGAUGUGUGGUCUCAAGCUGCCCAUUGCGUGGGUACAGCUGGGCAUUGUGUUCCUAGCAGCCCCCAUGCCCUUCCACUGCGACAACGGUACCCAGACCUGCACCACGGACCAAGGUGGUGAAUGCCACAAGUGGGUCUACGACAGGAGUGUGUUCUCUGAGACAAUCAUCAGUGAGUGGGACCUAGUGUGCAGCCGUCUUCAGCUGGUCAACGUAACUCAGAUGGUGCUGAUGAUUGGAAUACUUGUGGGCAACAUCAUAUUCAGCAUUGCUGCCGACAGGUUUGGUCGCAAGACGCCCCUAGUGUUUGCUGGCACGGUACAGAUGCUGACUGGGGUCAGCGCCAGUUUCUCCCCUUGGUUCAGCGUCUUCCUCGUCCUCAGGUUCCUUCAGGCUGUCGCUACAGGAGGAAUGAUGACCAUUAGCUUCGUCCUCUGUAUGGAGGUCCUGAGUGGUCAGAUGCGUACAACCGUCACCACCCUGUCUCACAUCCCCUUCAACAUCGGCCACGAGAUGAUGGUGGGCAUCGCGUACUUCGUUAGAGACUGGCGUCACUUCCAACUGGUGACUAGUUUGCCAUCAGCCCUCAUUAUCACAUUCCUCUGGUUGGUUCCAGAGAGUCCUCGUUGGCUCCUAGCCGUGGGGAGGUAUGACGAGGCAAUGGUGGUGCUGCGGAAGGCAGCCGCUGUGAAUAACAACCCGAUACCUGCUGACGUCACACUUACAAAGACGGAAAAACAAAGGAUCGACAUAUCCGAGGAGAAGAAGGCCAAUAUCCUUGAUUUGCUGCGGACGCCCAACAUGCGCAGCAAGACGUUGGCGAUGAGUUUCAACUGGAUGGCAUGCGGGCUGUGUUUCUAUGGCUUGGCACAGUACGUCAGCACGAUCGGAGGCAAUAUCUUUGUCAACGUAGCUUUGGCCGGAUCAUUUGUGAUACCAGGCAUGCUGAUAACUCUUUACACUCUGGACAAGUUUGGCCGCAAGUUCACUUUAAUCAGUGGACAAUUCCUGGCUUCACUUUGCUGCUUUCUAAUUAUAUUUUUCCCUGAAGCUCCAGGCAAGUCAGAUUUCCCCCGAGUGGCCUUAGCGUCCCUGGGUAUUCUAGGAAUGGGUAUCUCGUUCCCCACAGCGUAUUUGUACAGCGGGGAACUGUUCCCGACAGUUGUACGUAACGUAGGAGUUGGUACAGGGUCGAUGAGUGCUAGAGUAGGCUCUAUGGUGGCACCGUUUGUGGCCUCACUGAGUUUCUAUGGGGAGAUGUUGCCUCCUUUAGUGUUCAGCCUAGUCCCUCUGGCAGCAGGAAUUCUCGGGUUAUUGCUUCCUGAGACAAGAAACACGCAACUACCUCAAACACUGGAGGAAGGAGAACUUUUUGGAAAAAAACACAAACCACCGACCCAAAGUCAGAUAGAAGGGGUUAAGAAUGAAGCUUACAUAAACGACCACCAAGCUUAAGUAGUGAAGCACAAGUUACCUUACCUUUUAUGAUAAUGAGGUAUAGAUCUUUUUGAUAACAAAGAUAAUCCAUAGUUCACAAGAUCUGAGGUAUUUAGUCUUGGUUAUUAACAAAGGAAUCCACAUGAUGCUACAAAGUAUAAAGUUAAAUUUUUUGUAGAUGUAAAGCCACCUCUAAUACAAGUAAGGGGCAAUGUCACAUUCUGGUCUACGGAAACAGCUGUUGCACUAAUUCAUAUUGAAGCAUCUGGGAAAUGUUUUUUUACAUAUUUUUUUAUUAUUGUAGUUACCAUGGCAAUAGGUUGGCCUGUGCAAUGUUGCCACACACCAACAACCGCGGCCUUGAACUAGAGGCUAUGGUAGAAGUGGUUCAUUUAAGGCAAUUUAUUUAUACUUUUUUUGGUCUUUGAAGUCAACAAGUAGUCAAGACUCAAUGGAAAUGUUAUAAAAUAGUCUGCUUUAAUGUUGUUGUAUUGUUUAUUUUAACUGGACUUCUCUAACUUACAACCAUUUACUCUAAAUUUAACUGUGAAUUGACAUUCCAUCCAAAUUUUCACUGAUCUUAUUUCGUCUUGUAUGUAUAUAUUGUAAAUAUUACUGUAGUAGUUAUAUUGUAAAUAUUUAAAGACAGUAGUUAAGUUAUUUGCUUUAAAAACUUAGCUUGGAUUUGUGAUCUUUUACAUCACUCAUUUCAUAGCACUAGUAGUGAUAAAUUUGUAUGGCUUUGUAAAAGUGGAUAAUAACAUCUUGAAAGAAUAAUAAUAAAAAUUAUUAUUAUUAAACAGCAGUUUGAUGUUUUGUUUG
Messenger RNA from Macrosteles quadrilineatus (aster leafhopper), 2458 nucleotides. Its product is annotated as organic cation transporter protein-like. The record is from RefSeq and is a predicted model, not a curated record. The coding region runs from base 92 to 1654 and encodes 520 amino acids. NCBI's taxonomy places the organism in Eukaryota, Metazoa, Arthropoda, Insecta, Hemiptera, Cicadellidae. Gene Ontology annotation, biological process: transmembrane transport. Gene Ontology annotation, cellular component: membrane. The transcript has 11 exons. Gene Ontology annotation, molecular function: transmembrane transporter activity.